AUGCUGCGUCUACCAAACGAACUUCUUCCAGCUAUUGCUGCGUCGCUAGAGUCUGAGAGAGAUAUUAAUGCGCUAGCUCGAGCAAACUGGCGGCUCUUUGUUUGCCUUGAUUAUUUUCUAUAUCGGCGCAAUAUCCAAUACUCUAACAGCUCAGCACUCAAAUGGGCUGCUAUGCGUGGCCAAGAACAAACGACUAAGAAAGCGCUAGAGUAUGGUGCGAGGUGUAUAGGUGAGGCAUUAGUGCUAUCGGCAGAGAAUGGGCACGAAGGAGUCACAAGAAUGUUGCUCUCUAUCUACAACCCGAAUGGAGAUGUAGAGACUAGGCUCGGCCAAAGCGCGCUUUCAAGGGCUCUCUCCCGGGGCAAUGCGUCUAUUGCUGGGAUUCUGCUAGACUCAGGCAAGGUCGAGAUUGAUUCGAGGGAUAGCGAUGGCCGAACACCGCUAUCGCGAGCCGCGUCCAGGGGUUACGAGUCUAUCAUUAGGAUGCUACUAAGCACGGGAAACGUCGAAGUCGAUUCGAGGGAUACGUAUAGCCGGACGCCGCUAUCAUAUGCCGUAUCGAUAGGUUCUGAGGCAAUUGUCCGACUUCUACUAGAUACGGGAAAGGUCGAAAUCGAUUCCAGGGACAACUAUGGCCGAACACCGCUAUCGCAGGCUAUGUCUAGGGGCUAUGCGUCUAUUGUCAGGUUGCUACUGGACUUUCGAAAGGCCAAAAUCGGUUCUUAG
Molecule: messenger RNA, 726 nt
Organism: Metarhizium acridum CQMa 102
Lineage: Eukaryota; Fungi; Ascomycota; Sordariomycetes; Hypocreales; Clavicipitaceae
Molecular function (GO): protein binding
Source: RefSeq, a predicted model, not a curated record